GCCUUAUUAUGUACUGCUAGCUAUUUCUCUCUUCUGUGCUUUCUAACAUUGAUUAAUUUCUUCUUCUUAAACUGUUUUUCAUAACUGAAGCUCCUACUUAGCAUGUAAGGCUACUAAACUAUUCCUAAUGUCUUUUGCAAUAACAUUAGUAGUAUCAGUGCCAUCACAAGCUUCUUUUAUUGUGGCCAAAAUUAAUAUUUAUCAUAGGCACUCUGAGAAGGUCAUUAGUGCCUUAGGCAGGAAAGGGUUGCCAAAACAAGGGACGGUAGAGUACUACUCCGCCUGGAUAACUCAUGACCAGCACGGGCACGGUGGAGCACCAACACAUCAUUUACCGGCACUGACUUUUGCUGGGGGUGAUGCCAUCACAGCUAUAGAAAAAUUGGGAAACCUCCAUUAUGCUGAAAUACGAGUUGGGACUCCCCCCGUGUCAUUUAUGGUCGCAAUUGACACGGGGAGCGAUAUAUCUUGGUUUCCAUGUGGCUGCACGGACUGUGCACACUUCUAUGAGACAAGCAUGGGACAAGUAUGAAUAAACCAAAAAUUCUCAAUAGUUACAGCCCAAAGUCAUCAUCCACAAGUAGUGCACCUGUUAUAUUCGGGUGUGGAAUGGUUGAAACAGGCACCAUUCUGGAGAAGGGUGCAGUAAACGGUUUGCUAGGCCUGGGGUUUAACACUUCUUUGGAUGUUCCAACCGUUUUAACAUCCAAAGGGUUAGUACCCAACUCAUUGUCCUUAUGCUUGCGUUUGGAGACAAAGGUAGUACUGACCAGAUGAUAACACCGCUAGACACUGACCAAUAAUUUCAUGAUGGGCUACCAUCUCGUGUUUGAUCGUGAAAGGUCAGUUCUGGGAUGGAAACCAUCAGACUGUAAAACAAAAGAAGCAAACACAGCUGAUUCCAAUGGAGCAUCAUGACAACAAUGGCGAGCAUAUUUGUGUUCUUUUUAGCUUAUAUUUCC
Cuscuta epithymum is the source of this 962-nucleotide messenger RNA. The record is from the annotation of a GenBank genome assembly. Lineage: Eukaryota; Viridiplantae; Streptophyta; Magnoliopsida; Solanales; Convolvulaceae.